AUGACACUGAGAACUAUAAAUGCUACUCAAAUUCGAAGUCUCAUAUAUGUGGUUCAUAAAGAAAAGCAAUUUAGCAGCAGUUCUUUAUUGUUGAAUAACCGAAGUGCUUGUAGUUUGAUUUACUGUCGUACAUUAUUUAAAAUGGAAAGCAAAAAAGUAUUCGCAGUUUUGUUUGUCACCUUUUGUCUUUGCCUGACAUGGGCACUACUAGCCUUACUCAAAUAUGGCGGAAAAAUUUUCUUCUUCAAGUUUCCAAGUCAUAGGUAUGUACCUAAAAAGGAAGAACAAAACAACUACAUGCUUCUAAAAAAAGUCGAAGAUAUGGAGAAGUUACCUGAAUAUGGUUCACAGAUGGUUUGGCUCAUUGUCUACCAGUUGGGCACGCAUGCACAACCCUCUGAUUCUCCCAUCGGAUCUUAUUACCACUCUUCCACUAACCAGAAAGGCAAUAACAAAAUUGACGAUAAAGCUUUUCCAUGUGUCAGCUUAUCAAAUUUACCCACAGAUAUGGAGACCGUGGAAUACAUGGGAUCUAGCUUAGGACCGUCAAGGCAUGAAGCAUGUGACAAAGACGAGGAAGCGAUUUUGAAAGGUUAUUGCUAUAUGCUCACUAAUUUAGCAAGUAAAUUUGAAUUUUGUGUAUUUAAAGAAUUUUUUGCUGUCAGCAAACAGUCUUCAGUCCUUUCAUCUCUCAGAGUAUCCGAGUUUGGUAGGAAUCACUGCACAGAGAUCAGUCUGAGUAAGUCCAAAAUCUUGAUUUUUACUGCCAGUAAUAUGGAUAAUUUUUUAUAUGCCAAGAUGUUUGAUUUUAUGCCGUACUGGCCGCUGAUUCAUGAUUAG
Messenger RNA from Echinococcus granulosus, 840 nucleotides. RefSeq lists its product as hypothetical. The record is from RefSeq and is a predicted model, not a curated record. NCBI's taxonomy places the organism in Eukaryota, Metazoa, Platyhelminthes, Cestoda, Cyclophyllidea, Taeniidae. The coding region runs from base 1 to 840 and encodes 279 amino acids. The transcript is spliced from 9 exons.